Molecule: messenger RNA, 8031 nt
Organism: Paramuricea clavata
Lineage: Eukaryota; Metazoa; Cnidaria; Anthozoa; Malacalcyonacea; Plexauridae
Source: the annotation of a GenBank genome assembly
CAGGCAAAUCAGCUCUGUAAUGGAGGAAGAUAAUCUGAGUGACGAAAGUGGGAAUAUGGACGAUUCUGACGAUGAUUACGAGGAACCAGUAGCCUCCACUUCCCAAGAUUCAAUUCCACACAACUUUGCUCAAAAUGAUGACAUACCACAGCGGAAGAAGAAACGGAAGCGAAAAGAGGGUAGAAAACGCAUCCGGAAAAUCUUAUCGCAACAACAACUUGAUUCGGAAACUUUGAGUGCCCAAAAAGAAGAACAGGAGAGGUUACGACGUUUGGAAUUGCAGAAAAGUUUGAACACUGUACCAACGGCUCGGAUCACGCCACCUUUGAACUCACCAAAUCUCGACACGGUUAAGGUCCCCGACAAGCCUGUGUUAGUCAACAUUCCAAGCCAGGUUACAGAUAAAGUCAUCAUGAUUAUUGACGAUAGUGAUGAUGACUGUGAUAUUGUAGAGAUGUCACCACGUCCUGUUUCGGGAUGUGUUAUUAUUUCUGAUUCUGAAUCAGAAGAGUCUAACGAGGAAGAUAACGAGGCAGACGAGGAGCCAGAGAAUAGCGGCAGCCAUACUAACGAUGAUGUCAAUCAGCCUGAUGCUCAAGGACGAGUCUUAGUGAAUGUGAAUCAUCCUCCAAGCGAACCUGAUAUAUUUCUUGCAUCUCAUCUUUGUACCUUGGUUAAACCUCAUCAGGUAUUGGAACUGUUGAAAAGGGCAUUUUGCAAUUAUCUUAAAUAAUCAUUUAUGCUUUACUAUAAUAACAGAAUAUGUGGUUAGAAUAUACAUCUGUCGUUCACCACAAUGACCAAAGUUUUUGCAGUUGUCUAAUUGUAAUUUCAUUUUGUUUUGAAAUGUUUCAGAAACACCAUUUAGCAAUGAAAUUUUUGAUAUAGUGUACUUGUAUUUUGUCAUGGUACAAUUAAGUCUGAUAUCUAAGUCAAAAAUCAGUUGCCGAAGUUGUGCGGUAUUUUAUAAUUCGAUUAAGUUUGCCACAUGAAACGUUUGUUGUCUAAACCGGGCCUAACUUUGCAUUUGUUGUCGUUGUUCUGGUUUUAGAUUGGAGGAAUAAGAUUUCUUUACGACAAUUUGGUGGAAUCCUUAUCUCGUUAUCAAGCGAGUCCAGGUUUUGGCUGCAUCUUAGCACAUUCCAUGGGACUCGGCAAAACAUUGCAACUGAUUUGUUUUAUUGAUGUGUUCCUCCAAUUUACCAAAGCAACGAAAGUUUUGUGCAUUGUUCCAAUGAAUACCAUUCAAAACUGGUUCAAUGAGUUCAAUAUGUGGUUGCCAGAGGCAUCAGAAGCAGGUGAAACGAGUGAAGGAUUGACGGAGGAAGGACAAGAGAAGCAAGGUCGGACAUUUCAAGUUCUGUUGCUCAGUGAAAGUGUCAAAACCACUGUGGCUCGGUCAGCUUUAGUAGGUAAUGUCUUAUGAGAACCUGUUGUGUUUGAUAGAGUCAAACUAGAAGCAUCAUUGUGAUGGCGGCAAAAUUAAAAUCAGAUUAAGUGUGUACAUUGCAGGAAUCAAUGGACCUAUUCCCUAAUGAACAAAAUUUUGAUCUAGACAAGUCUAGACAAAAAUUUCAUCAUAGCUUGAAAGAACAUCGCAAAAUUAGUAAUUUACGUAUCAAUUUCCCGCGCGUAAUGCAAAAUGACUGAAAAACGGCAAACUUCGCAGGGCUAUAUUAUCCGCAUUUUACAACAUUUCGCAACGAAACUUCGGAAUAUUACUAAUUUUGUGAUGCUCUUUCAAGCUGUGAUGAAAUGUUUGUCCAGACUUGUCUAGAUCAAAAUUUUGUUCAUUAGGGAAUAGGUCCAUUCCUAGGUGCAGACGUAAAACUCGCGUGCCAUUCACACUUCACAAUAAAAAACUAAUUUGUUUCUAGCCAAGUGGGAGAAGCAAGGUGGUGUAUUGCUGAUGGGGUAUGAAAUGUAUCGCAUACUGGCAAUGUAUACGCCAUCACUGGUGAACAAUGCUAAACUGACUGGGAGUAAGCGAAAGAGAACCAACCCUAACACAACUGAAGUUAUUGAUCUCGAUGAAGAGGAGAAAAAUAUGGAUCUCUUGCUCGGUAAAUAUCACAGACACUUUACACAAUGUUGAGGAUGUACAUGUUAACUUGCCAAGACGUAGCUUGUAUUCCUAAACAUUGAUAAACUGUUUGUAGCAUUAAUUUAGUGCUAACAUUUAGGCACCCAGUAUAUGAUGGACAUUCCUUAUCGAACAUUCUGUAUGUUAUUGAUAUCUCUUUAGAAAUUCAAAAAUCUCUUUGUAAACCUGGUCCAGAUCUUGUUGUCUGUGAUGAAGGUCAUCGUAUUAAAAAUAAUCAAGCGAAUAUUUCUCAAGCUUUAAAGAAAAUCCAUACCAGGUACUGUACCUACAAGAUUUAGUUAUAUACAUGUAUAGAUGUGAAGGCACAGUCCCUCAUAACUAUGUUAACAUAUUUAUAAAAUCCUACUCUGAGUGUAUAUCCACACCAGGAAAAAUCCUACUCUGAGUGUAUAUCCACACCAGGAAGACCACAACUGAGCUAUGUGGUCAGAUCGGUUCGAUUACAUUGAUAUCGAAGGAAAUAGAUUCUGUUCCGAAAUAUCACAUACUCGAACCGAUCUGACCACGUAGCUCAGUUGGCAGAACAUUGGGCUAGUAUUCCAAAGGUUGUAGGUUUGAUUCCCACCGUGGUCAGGCAUAUUUUUCAAGCUUGCCCGGUGUGGAUAUACACUCAGAGUAACAUCACAAGCAUCAUAUUCACCUGAGUACAUUACACCAACACAGAAACAAAUCAUGAUUAUAAGAUUACAUUGAUAUCGAAGGAACUAGAUUCUGUUCUGAAAUAUCACAUACUCGAACCGAUCUGACCACGUAGCUCAGUUGGCAGAGCAUUGGACUAGUAUUCCAAAGGUUGUAGGUUCAAUUCCCACCAUGGUUAGGCAUAUUUUUCAAGCCUGCCCGGUGUGGAUAUACACUCAGAGUAACAUCACAAACAUCUUAUUCACCUGAGUACAUUACACCAACACAGAAAAAUCAUUACUAAAUAUUUAUAAAAAUUAUUUUCCUUUUUUUAUUUUGUCAGGCGUCGUGUAGUCUUGACUGGUUAUCCAUUACAAAACAAUCUCAUGGAAUAUUGGUGCAUGGUAGACUUUGUUCGACCAAACUUCCUGGGAACGAAACACGAGUUUUCAAACAUGUUUGAAAGACCGAUUGUUAAUGGGCAAUGUGUGGACAGCACAGCUUCUGUAAGUUUUUAUGUUGGAAACUGGAAUGCCAUCCUCUGUAACUUGCAAUUAGUAUCAUGUUUCAUUCGCUACUCUGGUUUAAAUAAAUGAUUACAAACCCCAGUCGAAUUGUAAUCAAGACCCAACUUCGACAGGGCUUUGUAAUCAUUUAUUUAAACCAGAGUAGCGAGCGAAACAUGAUUGAUAUACCUGGUUGCAGUGAACGAACAAACUUUAAAUUGCAAUGAGUAGUUUGCUCCAAAUUUCUUACUUUGGUUUGAACAAAACUUUUAUUCCAGGAUAUCAAAUUGAUGCGUUUCCGAGCACAUGUCCUGCACAGCUUAUUGGAAGGCUUUGUACAAAGGUAAAUCAUUCGGAAUUGUACUUCAGAAUUGUGCCAGUUUUAUUAUGUAGUUGAUGUAAAAUCUAUUGUAUUUUUUUAUGUGUUUAGGAGAAGCGAGGCAAUCCUCACAAAGACGUUGCCGCAGAAGGAGGAAUAUGUGAUUCAUGUUAAAAUGACGUCCAUUCAAAUGUCUUUGUACAAAUCAUAUGUGUCGUCCGUCAAGAAUUAUGUUGGAUAUAUCAAUCCUAUUAAAGCAUUUGGAAUAUGCAUUAAGGUAUGGGGUUAUAUUACGUAUACUAUGUUUGCUGAACAUACACAUUGUUCUUGUUCAAUGGGGUUGCAAGUUUCCAAAUGUCUUCAAUUUUGUGUGUUUUUAUUACGUACUGGUGUCAUUUUCUCAAUUUAUUUUGCCAGAUUUGGAACCAUCCUGACAUUCUAAAGAGUUACCUGGACAGUAGGAAAGAAGCGAACAGAAACGACUCUCCUCUGGUGAGUCAGAUUGAAAAUGUAUAGGAUUAUUUUUAUACUGCUCCCAUUGUAUGUUUUCUAUCAUAAUUGAUGUUUGUGCUUUACAGUAGUUGUGGAGACUGAUGGGGACUGAUGAGGACCGACAUACUCUAAACAUUAUUAAAAUUAUUCAGGGUGUCCAAAAUCCGGCAUCUAAUGUACUUGAGACAAGAACGACGUUAAAGACAUUGCUAGACUCAGUGAAACAAACUCUAUUUAUUUCAGACUGUAUGUGACCCUGACCUGGACAUUGGAGUCACUUUGAGCAAGAAAACAAAAGAGCCAAAGAAUGACGUCAGACUGCAGCCUGGGUCUAGCUCGGAACCCACGUUAAUUCCACCUGAUUUGAAAGCAAUGGCUAACUCUUCUGACUGGGUAUGGAUUUCAUUAUUUAUAUAAGGCCGUGUAGGUUCAUAAAAUAAGAUGGUGCUACUUACAACGGACAGAAUUUCUUUCCAUUUACGUUGUAAGAAAGUUUGUAAAAUCUACUGUUGUUGUUGAAAUUGGCAAAAGUGGUCCGUGAUGUUUUAAUCGGUACCGUAUGGUAAAGUGGUUUUAAAUAUCCCCAAGAGUUGCUGAAAUAACUUUAAUUAGUUAAUAUUUUAAUGUCAGUGCGCAUUGUGAGCGUGUGCUCGCCUUGUAUUUGGUUGCAAAGCAUAGAACAACCACAGGCAUUGUCCGUUGUUGUAGAACCGUGAAUUUGGCUAUUCAAGGUAAUUGACAUGUGCACACCCUGGUCAUUUAGAAACACGCCCAAGAUCUAGAAUCCUAGCUAAGACCAUGUACGUGGCAUAUAAUAAUACUUGCAGGCAUUUGUCUAUGAUGCAAUUGCAUUUCCUGAAAAACAAGAAGAACAAAUGUUGAUGGUUGAUGUCAAAAGUCUAUAACUGAGCUUUUUUGGCCACGUAUCAACAGGGGGGAUUGUCAAUAGACUUCGCUGACUUAAAUUACCUUCAGCAUGUCCGGUGGACUUCAUACCGUACAACAUUCAAUAAACUGUUGAAUAAACUGUUCCUAUUAUUUUGCGGAUAUUGGAAAUCCUUGGUAGGCAUUGAAAUUCUGCACGGUGGAUUGUAUUAAUUCAUCUGUUUACCAGGUUGGUGACUUGAUGGACAAUUAUGAAGCUGGUGUUUUACAACAUGGUGCGAAAAUGGUCUUGUUGAUGGAAAUCAUUGAGAAAUCUGUACAACUGGGAGAUAAAAUGCUCGUAUUCAGGUGAGGAUAUUGUUUAAAGUGUGACAUUUUCUUGUGCCCUCGUAUUUCAUAUUUCUUCAUCGUGUUUGUUCUAUUUCAGUCAAAGUUUAUCGACGCUCAGCAUUAUUGAAGAUUUCCUGAGGAAACGUGUUGUUCCGCCAUGGCCAUCUCAACUCAUCUUUCAACCAGUUCAUUGGGAGAGAAACAAAAAUUAUUACCGUAAGAACCAGUUGGAAUGCCAUGGAAAUACAAGAAUUAUGUAGAAUAUAGUUGUAGUUCAACUCUUUUUAAUGUAUUUAUCACUCUGAGUAGUUUAUACUCGAAUUGGGAUAUAAUUCUUGGUGGAUAAAGGGCUCAUGAUAAUUUUCAUUGUUGUUUAGGUUUAGACGGUGGUACUUCGUCACAAGAACGUGAGAAAUUGAUCACAGCUUUUAAUUCAAAAACCAACAAGUCUGUUUUUCUUUUCUUGCUGUCGACAAGGUGAUGCUUAUUAUUAAUGCGUCGUCUGAUUCAGUUCAAGCUGUGGGAUAGCAGAAGCAUCUCAGUAAUACUGACACAUUCUAAUUAUAUAUUUAUUAACACAUUCGGUAACAUACAUGUACAACUUACCCAUGUGGAUGGUUAGGUGCAUUGGGUGGGAGGCCUGCCGUUUGUAUACCAUUACUUAUUCAGCCGACAGGUCAAGCUUCCAAGUAUUGACCUGACCACCCGUUUGCACCUAUCACACCGAAUUACUCGGUGGAACGCAAACAAACGAUGAAGAAUUAAGAAUCAGAGUAACCAGAAAUGUUUUUUUUUCUAGCUUGCGCUUACAACUGCUUGUGCUUCCUGCCUUUAACGCCUAGGUUCGGCCCAUGCUCCUCCGCUAUGUUACCUUGUUGUUAACCUUGCUUAUUGCAUAACCUCAUUUAUUUGUAUAGAGCAUGUAGUCUAGGUGUUAAUUUGAUUGGUGCAAAUAGAGUGGUUAUAUUUGAUGCUUCCUGGAAUCCAUGUCAUGAUGCACAGGCUGUUUGUAGGUAAGAGAUAUUGAAAACAUCAAGAAACUGCCUGAAGGAACUAGCUUUCCAAACACUAUGGCUUUGUUCAUAUUGGAUAGCUCCACCAGUUCUAAACUGUUCUUCGUACAAGUCAAGUAAGGACUUUUUCGUAUUGGCGCGGUGCUACUACAGGAGGGUAAAUAAACUAAACUAACGUUUUAACGUAGAACUCCAGUAAGUGCCAUAUUUUAUUGGUCCAGUGUUACUACACUACAGCCUAUUGAGUCAAACUUGAAGCUCUCCAUUUGUAACUGGAGUGAAAUUCUAAUCAGACCAAAGCAUAUUGCAUGAAUCCAAUUUUGCUUUCUGUUGCAUUGUUAGAAAUAAUAAAAUCUAUUUCUUAACCCCGGAAUUGAUUGAUGUUAUUUGGCAUGAUUUAGAAUCUACAGGUACGGGCAAACAAAGAGAUGUUUUAUUUAUCGUCUGGUCAGCCAUGGAACGUUUGAGAAACGAAUGUAUGAACGUCAGGUCACCAAGGAAGGAAUGUCAGGUACUGUGAAGGAAUGAUUAUUGAAAAAUAAUUAACUUUGCAUGGCAUCGCUCAUAUUUCUCAAAAGUGGUUCUUCUUUUAAUCAUUUGAAUUUUCCCUAGAUCGUGUUAUUGACGAAUUAAAUCCUGAAGCAAAUUUAACGAAACAAGAAGUUAUGCAUCUCUUCAAAGAAGUACGAUUUUUACAGUGUAACAUGUUGUUACAAACCCCUUUGAUCCCCUCUAUAGAUUAUGACAUCCUAAAAUCUUGAUUGAACAAGAUAUUUUUCUUUAAAAACAGGGCAGUGAUGAGGAGGACGAUGCUCUUGUUAUUUCAUCAGAUGCUUUUCCGGAUGUCGUUUUGAAUCAUGUUUGUAGAACAUGUCAGAAAUCUAUAUUUGAGGUAACAUUUGUACUGAACUAUUUUUACUGGAUAGCUUUAUCAGUUGCAAACUGCUUUCCCAAGAGGUCCAGUAGAAGUCAUCUUGGAGAAAACCUAAACAAAACUAUCGUUUUAUCUUUUUUUAGAUUCCAUUUAAACAUAAAUUGCAAUCUUCACAUAAACCAAAGAACAUUCUCACAAAAGCCGAAAAACGCGAGGCAAAGAAAGGUUCUAGACAAAUCUUUUUCACUGUAUCUUGUCGCGAUAUACCAGAUACUUCUUUGUAUGCAUGAUUGUCUGAAGAUAAUGAAAUGCAAUUACAAGUAAUACUCAACUGUAUAAAUUUGUAUAGGUUACGAACGUGAGAAGCGCGCAAGAAAUUCUGCAAAUAAAUACAACUCUUCAUCUACGACCUGUUCUCCACUGGUCAGGUAUGUCUACAGGCUUAUUUAUACUUAUAUUAUAAACUACUUAAAAACUGACUGAGAUGUUUAGCUAGUUAUCUCUGGGUGACUUACAUUCUCCAUUAUACAUGUACUUCAUACUAAUGUCAAUAUAAUCUCAAAUCGUAAUAUCAAUAGAAAUCUAUGUUUCCUGCCCUUACGCUAAAGCAAAUACGAAUAACAGUUUAAAGGCUCAAAAUAGUUGAUUCUUAAAUCACAGCUUUUUCAUUCUUCCUCCUUGUAGAGAGCAAAUAAGAAAAGAUAUAACCAACCGUCCUAUUGGUCAUGUCAAACCAAUACAGAAUAUUCAGGCUAGUUCCAGUUCUCUUGUAAGGCCUCCUUUAUCCCUUCCUGCUCCACUUCAACCCCCAGUAAACCCAUUUAGAUCCAAUCUACCCUCGAUGGCCCUCAUGGCAGGCAUGACCUUUCCGCCACUUCUCAAUAACAGGU